GUCAGGAAAGCAAUCCCCAUUUCGACCGGGUCAGGAAAACAAUCACCGUUUCAGCAUUCCAGCACCACCAGGCACUGACUGACAAGGAAACUGGCUCUACUCCUCGGGCAAACUAUUAGCUAUUAAAAUGAGGCAGGCGUUCUGGGUUCUUGUACUGGCAUGUGUCUUUGUUACGGUGGAUUUACAACGGCCUCAGCAACUCAAGGACUACUGGAUGGAUCUCGGCCAGAGAAAACUCAGAGAGAAACUGAACACCAAACCGAACACUAACGUCGCCAAGAACGUCAUCAUAUUUAUAGGAGACGGGCUGGGAGUGUCAACAGUGACAGCGGCUCGGAUCCACAAGGGACAGUUACAAGGCAAAACAGGGGAAGAGGGGAGUCUGUUUUUCGAGAAUUUCCCGUAUGUCGGGUUGUCUAAGACGUAUAACACGGACCGGAUGGUCAGCGAUUCUGCAGGAACAGCCACGGCCAUCUUGUGUGGCGUCAAGACCAAAUUUGGGCUGAUUGGUGUGGACGACCGCACCUCGUUUGGUAACUGCACCUCAGAAGAGGGCGCCUCGGUAGAUUCCAUACUGAAAUGGGCAAACGCUGAAGGCAAGUCCACCGGUAUCAUCACCACGACUCGCAUAACGCACGCCACCCCCGCUUCGGGGUUCGCCCAUUCUGCUAGCAGAUACUGGGAAGCAGACGCAGAUCUUCCUGCUGACGCGCGCGGCACGUGCACCGACAUAGCAAAACAAAUGAUCGAAGGAGAUGGAAGUUUUAUCAAAGUUAUUUUAGGAGGAGGUAGACGGCAGUUUUAUCACAGAAACGAAAGCGAUCCAGAAUACCCAAAUGUGAAAGGAAAGAGAACGGACAGAAAUCUGAUCAAUCAAUGGCUCCAAGCUAAAGCUGACAUGAAUAUGAGAGCCGAAUAUGUCUGGAACAGCACUGGGUUCAACAGCGUAGAGCCCGCAGAUGUCGACUUCUUAAUGGGACUAUUUGAGCCGAGUCACAUGCAGUAUGAAGGUGAAAGGAACCAUGACAUGGAGCCGUCCUUGGCAGAAAUGACCGAAAAAGCCAUCAAAAUACUGAAGAAAAAUGCCAAGGGAUUUGUUCUCCUUGUCGAGGGUGGAAGAAUAGACCACGGCCACCAUGCGUCGUUAGCUCGCCAUGCGGUCACAGACACCAUCGCCAUGGAGGCGGCGGUAAAAAAGGCGGCGGAACUCACGAGCGCCAACGACACGUUGACCGUGGUCACUGCAGACCAUUCUCACGUUUUCAACAUCGGCGGAUAUGCCGGACGGGGGAUCCCUAUUUUGGGUGUUAAUGAUGCAGAGAGCGACAAGAACGGCGUUCCCUACACUGUGCUAUCGUACGGGAACGGCCCUGGGUACACGGCUCCACGCGAGGACCCGACCACCGUCAAUACAUCAUCAUGGAACUACGUGUACCAAAGCGCAGUUUUGACAGCCUCAGAAACUCACGGAGGAGAGGAGGUGCCAGUUUACGCGCAAGGCCCCAUGUCUCACCUCUUUGAUUUUGUAUAUGAGCAGAGUUACAUCGCACACGUCAUGGCGUACGCGGCGUGUGUGGGACCGAACAAAGACCACUGCAAGAUGGCGCCACCAACCCCAACCACUUCCGGUGGAUCUUCUUUAGAGUUUUCUGUGACAAAGGCAUUGGUUGUGACGAAAAUGGCAGUCGCUGUGAUGGUAGCAGUCAUUCUUUAACGGAUACAUCUUUAGGCAUCAUUUCUUUACACAGUUAUAGUUUUUCAAAGAAUUAUAGCAGA
Molecule: messenger RNA, 1776 nt
Organism: Lingula anatina
Lineage: Eukaryota; Metazoa; Brachiopoda; Lingulata; Lingulida; Lingulidae
Product: alkaline phosphatase-like
Biological process (GO): dephosphorylation
Molecular function (GO): alkaline phosphatase activity
Source: RefSeq, a predicted model, not a curated record